This is a messenger RNA of Brassica rapa (field mustard), 2833 nucleotides long. RefSeq names its product tetraspanin-5. The record is from RefSeq and is a predicted model, not a curated record. Gene Ontology annotation, cellular component: membrane. NCBI's taxonomy places the organism in Eukaryota, Viridiplantae, Streptophyta, Magnoliopsida, Brassicales, Brassicaceae. Gene Ontology annotation, biological process: auxin-activated signaling pathway.
UUUCUGUUCCACAUGUUAAAUUUUCAGUAACAGAACCAAAGAACCAGAACUAGUUGCAUCAAUCAAAUGUUUGAUGCUGCAUCAACUGUGCCACGAAGGUGUGAGAGUUCAGCUUGAGCUUGACCGUAAAAGCUAAGAUAAUAAGUACUUAUUGCUUUUCUCCUAUAUUAAGUCGAGCCAUUUAUACUUAUCUGACAAGUAAUGAUCAGAAUUGUUUAUUGUUUUAUUCGUGGAAAAAAACACUAACUUUCUACCAAAUCCCGAGAAAUGAGAAUUAACAAUGGUAAUCUAGUGGAUUAAAUGGCUGAUAUAGACAAGAAAAAAAAAGUUGAUUAGCAUCGAAUAUCUGGCAAUUCAAAGACAAAACCUUUAAGAAAUGAAUUUAACAAUGAUGAUGUAAUUGAUAAGUAUAAAAUAUUUUUGAUGAUCAAAUUUUUAUCUUACAUGUUGAAAGUUUGAACUGUUGUGUCCACGUAAAUUCAACUUAAUUUAGAUGAAUUCAUGAACCAAAAUGAUAUAAAGUUGGGCGGGGAAGUUACUUAAUGGUUAAGAAGUUUGGCUUAUGAUUAUCCCACUUUGUGAAGUAUGGACUCCUUUAUCGAUAUUGGAGCUGAGAGAUGUUUCUUAAUGGCCAAGUUCUAACCAAGAAACAUAAAAGCCUAAAUUGAAGAAAAAGUCUCCCAACCAACAUUUUGAAUUGUUAUGAGAUAAAGCUUCAAAUAUCAUAAUCUACGAAAUAACAAAAAAAAAUAUAUUGAGAAAAGGUAAAGCCACUCAUCAAAAUUCCAAAGUGGUGAAAAUAAAGCAAGUGAAGACACAUACAUUAUCACAUAAAAAGUAGCAUACACCAAGAAGUUAGAUAAAAAGUUAAGAGAAUAAUUUUAUCAACUUUUUUCUUUUGUUUUCUCUCUAAGUUUUUUAUUUGAAAUUUGAUCAUAAUGUACGUGUGAAUGUGUAUAUACCAACAGCAACUUUUUAUUAGUUAUAUAUUAAAAAUGUCUAAUAUAAAGUGGCUGAAGCAUAUGUGAUUAAGAUAUAUAGAGAGAGAGAGACAAGCCAGCAAGAAAAAUUGAGUACAAACACACACACACACACAAAAGAAUAACUCCAAAUUUUUAAACAACAGUAAAAGAGAGAGGGGAAAUGAACAAAAUGAGCAAUACAGUGAUAGGAUUCUUGAACAUCCUAACACUAAUCUCCUCUAUAGUUAUAAUAGGAUCAGCUCUAUGGAUGGGUAGGAGCAAGACAACAUGCGAGCAUUUCCUUCAGAAGCCACUUCUGGUUUUAGGCCUAGCAAUCAUGGUCUUGUCACUAGCUGGUCUGAUAGGAGCAUGCUGUGACGUAGCUUGGGUCUUGUGGGUGUACCUCUUCUUCAUGGUCUUCAUCAUAGUUGCGCUCAUGGGUUUGACCCUUUUUGGGUUUAUUGUAACUAACCAUGGUGGUGGUGUGGGUGUGACUGGUAGAGUUUAUAAAGAGUUUAAGCUUGAAGAGUAUCAUCCAUGGCUUAAAACAAGGGUAAUGGAUGCUAAUUAUUGGUUGACUAUAAAGACUUGUCUCUUGGGCUCACUCACUUGCUCUAAGCUCUCUUUUUGGACUCCUAUUGAUUAUCUCCAAAAGGACUUGACUCCUCUUCAGUCUGGCUGCUGCAAACCACCAACAUCGUGCGUAUACAACACGGAGACGCCAAUACAGCAAGAAUCCGAUUGUUACCGGUGGAACAACGCUGCGACGGUGCUCUGCUACGACUGUGACUCGUGCAGAGCUGGCGUUUUAGAGACAGUGCGGCGUGAUUGGCAUAAACUCUCUAUAGUUAACGUAGUCAUUGUUGUCUUCCUCAUCGCCAUUUACUGCGUUGGUUGCUGCGCGUUUAAAAACGCCAAACGCCCUCAACAUUACGGUUUUCCUUAUGGACGUUACGGCAUGUCCAAGUCUCGACCCGGAUGGGAUCAGUCUUGGGCGAGGUGGUGGCGCGGUGGAGAUCGGUAUUAGUGAAAAAUUAUGUAAUGUGUUUUCGAGUUAGUGACUCAACUUAAGUCUUGGCCUCUUAAUUAUAAAUACAUAUUGUACAAGAGAGCCUAAUUUUCAUUUAUGAUGUUGAAAAAAAUUAGAUUAACAAAGAGAUGGUAGCAACGAAACAUAGUUAAAAAUCGCAUAGUACUGCAACAUGUUUAAUUUAGCAUACCAUGGCUAAGACAUUGAUCAUGAGUAUAUCAUGGUAAAAUGGGUUAUCUUUGGGCAAGUCAUGAGGAGGGCCUUAAGUUGAGGCCCAUCUAGGUAUAAAUCUAGGGUUAUUAAUAAAAUCACGAAAACCCUGCCUUGUAGAUAACGUCUGCAAACAUUUCUCCCAUAUCGGAAGCUUCACUAUAUGACACUCGUCCAUGGCGUAGUAUACAAUAAGAAGAUGGUCGAACUUUGAAAGAUACUUACCUGGACGGGGUCGACUCUUGAUCAAGAAGUAAAGUGGCCUAAGUUAGUGACUUCCAUUGCACAUUAAGGAAGGGUGCUUAGCUUAAAGUCUUCCCAAGUGGAAGAGCUUGCGUCAUAAUUUGUGGCAGUGGAGGCCUGCGUUCGCGCGGCCUCUUCCAAUUUUAAAAGUUCAAAUUUUGAUCAAGAGGUCUAAAAGAUUGUAUGGAGCUUAAAAUCCUCAGUUUCUACCAUACCGAGAGCCUGGUGUUUAUUUUUGUCAAGCAAAGAGGCUGAUGCUAGAAUAAGUUCUUAUCUCAGAUCUAAAGAAAACAAAUUUCGUUUCUCUGAUUAUGAAAUGCUUGACAGCUACUUGGUUGCAUGGUUAGUUUGUAAUACCAAAAUGACUUAAUUGUAAGAUUUUUUUUUU